Messenger RNA from Mus pahari (shrew mouse), 1031 nucleotides. Its product is annotated as protein ABHD13-like. Gene Ontology annotation, cellular component: membrane. NCBI's taxonomy places the organism in Eukaryota, Metazoa, Chordata, Mammalia, Rodentia, Muridae. Gene Ontology annotation, molecular function: palmitoyl-(protein) hydrolase activity. The record is from RefSeq and is a predicted model, not a curated record.
AUGGAAAAAUCCUGGAUGCUGUGGAGCUUCACUGAAAGAUGGCUACUGGCCUUGGAGUCUUGGGCUCUCUGCCGCAUCUCUCUGUUACCUUUGAUAGUGACUUUUCAUCUGUAUGGAGGCAUUGUCUUACUUUUGUUAAUAUUCGUGUCAAUUGCAGGUAUCUUAUAUAAAUUCCAAGGUGUCUUGCUCUACUUUCCAGAACAGCCAUCUUCUUCCCGCCUUUAUGUUCCCAUGCCCACGGGUAUUCCCCAUGAAAACAUUUUCAUCAGAACCAAAGAUGGAGUGCGCCUGACUCUGAUCUUGGUAAGAUACACUGGAGACAAUUCCCCCUAUUGCCCAACCAUAAUUUAUUUUCAUGGAAAUGCCGGCAACAUGGGCCACAGGUUACCAAAUGCACUGCUUAUGCUGGUGAACCUCAAAGUGAAUCUCGUGCUUGUUGAUUCGGGCUAUGGGAAAAGUGAAGGAGAAGCCAGUGAAGGACUGUAUUUGGAUUCUGAAGCUGUGCUAGAUUAUGUGAUGACGAGACCUGCCCUCGAUAAGACAAAGGCUUUCCUUUUUGGCCGUUCCCUGGGAGAAGCAGUGGCCAUUCACUUGGCUUCUGAGAAUUCUCACAGGAUUUCAGCCAUCAUGGUGGAGAACACAUUCCUAAGCAUACCACACAUGGCCAGCACUCUAUUUUCAUUCUUCCCAAUACGUUACCUUCCUUUAUGGUGCUAUAAAAAUAAGUUGCUGUCCUACAGAAAGAUCUCCCAGUGCAGGAUGCCUUCUCUCUUCAUCUCUGGCCUCUCUGACCAGUUGAUUCCACCUGUGAUGAUGAAACAGCUCUACGAGCUCUCCCCAUCCUGGACUAAGAGAUUAGCCAUUUUCCCAGAUGGGACACACAACGACACAUGGCAGUGCCAAGGCUACUUCACUGCACUAGAACAGUUUAUCAAGGAAGUGAUCAAGAGUCAUUCUCCCGAAGACAUGACAAAAACAUCAUCCAAUGUCACCAUCAUCUGAUGCCAUCCUCUUGAUGGAUGCCUUGGGUU